Molecule: messenger RNA, 454 nt
Organism: Thamnophis sirtalis
Lineage: Eukaryota; Metazoa; Chordata; Lepidosauria; Squamata; Natricidae
Source: RefSeq, a predicted model, not a curated record
GCGGCAGCCAAUGGGAGCGGCCGCUUUUGGCCGCGCCGGCGCCUUUGAGGACGUGGCUUUGGAACCUUUUCCUCUUCUUUUUUGAUCUCUUCGCAACUUUGCUGCGCUGGGUUUUAUUUGAUUUAUUAUUCUUAUUUUAUUUUAUUUUAUUUUAUGAAGGAUCCUUUCCGCGCGGGGCAAGGAAGCGAUUGAAGGGGGCGCCAUGGCUUACCCCCCUGGAUAUGGGGGUCCAGUCUCCAAGCAUAGGACCAGGAUCCCCCCUGUGCCCCAAUCUCCAGAUGCCCCUCAACUCUUUGAUGACACCAGCUCCGGCUACGGGCCGCCCCAGGCUGGAUACCCCCCACCUGGCAUCGACAUGAGCUUCAACCAGAUUUUUGCCGACCCCGUGGCUAACGUUGCCAUGGCUUACGGCUCCUCCAUUGCGUCCCAGGGGAAAGAAAUCGUCCAUAAAGAG